Penicillium brevicompactum is the source of this 1563-nucleotide messenger RNA. RefSeq names its product oligosaccharide translocation protein RFT1. Bases 1 to 1563 code for a protein of 520 amino acids. The record is from RefSeq and is a predicted model, not a curated record. Lineage: Eukaryota; Fungi; Ascomycota; Eurotiomycetes; Eurotiales; Aspergillaceae. Gene Ontology annotation, cellular component: endoplasmic reticulum membrane. The transcript is spliced from 2 exons. Gene Ontology annotation, biological process: glycolipid translocation; dolichol-linked oligosaccharide biosynthetic process.
AUGGCAAAAGGCGAUGCCCGUAUGGGCAAGAUCUUGGCAUCGUCAGCCACAGGGACAAGCUUCCUGAUCCUCAUCCAGUUGGCAUCGAGGAUCUUCACGUUCGCCUCAAACCAAUUGAUUCUGCGCACCCUUUCGCCGGUUGUACUUGGAAUAGCUGCCCAGCUGGAGCUCUUCCAAGUUUCAAUUCUGUAUUUCUCAAGAGAAAGCAUCCGAAUGGCUAUUCAAAGACAGCCAGUCUCUGAAAAAGAAAAACAAGAUACCGUUGCAACUCAAUCAGUGGCAUCCCAGGCAGUGGUCAACGUCUCCUACCUGAGUUUUGUCCUCGGAGUUCCUGCAAGCCUCUUAUUUACCAUGCUUUAUCAGCGCUUUGUCGCAGAGGAAGCUUCCAAUACUGCCUUCUUCAAUUACAGUGUGAUAAUCACUGGAGUGGCAUCCCUUUUGGAGCUCAGCAUCGAACCCUUUUUCGCGGUGGUGCAGCAGCACAUGUUAUACGAGAAACGCGCUGCCGUAGAAAUGCCAGCAGCCUUCUUGAGGAGUGCUGUCACAUCCUCUGUGUUUAUUUAUGCUUCUCGGGCCAAUAACCAACUUGGCGUCCUGCCUUUUGCUCUCGGUCACCUCAGCUAUUCGAUUGCCCUUAUCUGCGGUUACUCUUUGGCACUGCUGCCAGGGCCUCCUAAAGGGUUCUCUUUUAUGCUGACUACAGUGAAAUCCAGCGACCCAUCCAAUUAUUUCCUAGGACGCUUUUCUCGCCAAGUGACGUCUAUUGCAGCCAAUGUGUUCUUCCAGUCGCUAGUGAAGCAUUUACUUACGCAAGGUGACACCAUGAUGCUGGCGGCGCUCUCGGGACUCGAAGACCAGGGUAUAUAUUCCCUCGCGUCGAACUACGGGGGUCUCAUUGCACGAAUCGUUUUCCAACCGCUGGAAGAAAGUAGCCGGAACCUCUUCUCGGCUCUGCUAAGUCCCGACGAGAAAGGAAAAGUGAAUGAGACUCAUGUUCGCACCGCCAAAAACCACUUGAUAGACAUUCUACGCGCAUACCAGUUACUCGCGGUCCUAGCCUUCCCACUAGGCCCGCUGAUGGUUCCCCAAUUAUUGCAUAUUCUGGGUGGUCGCCAAUGGAGUUCUCCGAAGAUUGGAGAGCUACUCUCUGUCUACUGCUAUUACAUUCCAUUCUUGGCAUUCAAUGGCAUUACCGAAGCGUUCGUGUCGUCUGCGGCUAGCUCGCAGCAGAUUCGAAAGCAAACGGCAUGGAUGGGUGUAUUCUCUGCCUGCUAUGCUCUGGCCGCUUAUACCUUCCUGGAAGUGGGGCAUUUGGGUGCUUACGGGCUGGUUCUCGCAAACAUUGUGAACAUGAUUGUCCGCACAGUGUGGAGCUACCGUUUCAUCAGAGCAUACUUCCAACAGAAGGGAUGUAGCUUGCUCACAACUGAGGUGGCUAUUCGACCAGCCAGCUUCGUCCUUUGCGCUAUCGCGAGCGUGCUGUUGAGUGAACAUGGAGUUGGACGGGAUCUGGGGCUCAUUCAUGCUUUGGUUUUGGGUGUUGCCUACGGCCUUUUGAUGUGA